Seminavis robusta is the source of this 1821-nucleotide messenger RNA. The record is from the annotation of a GenBank genome assembly. Lineage: Eukaryota; Bacillariophyta; Bacillariophyceae; Naviculales; Naviculaceae.
AUGACAAGCAACGUGACGACGGAAGUUACUGAUCCUUCUGGAGACUCCUUUGAGAAAUUCAGCGAGUGCUUUCAGGAUCCCAAUGUUGCCUUGGGUGCACUUGCGAAGAUUUGCGUCACUCGAGGUACCUUGGGUCCCUUGACGAUUUGCACUGCUUCGUUCAGGGGCAGAACUUGCAGUAGUUGUGUCUACUAUCCAUCAGGGCUUUGUAACCACGGAAUUGUUGUUCAUGUUGGUGACAAAGCAGAUGGAUUCAUGAUGGACUGCUCCAACGUUGACACUGGCUACAAGAGAAUUACUGCUUGUGAAGGCACAAAGAAAGCCUCCGUUGAGCCCUCUUACGUCUAUCAUGGCAAUCACUACAGCAACAACAAUCACUACAACAGCAAUCACCACAGCAGCAGCAACAACAACGACGACGACGUGGCUGCCAUCAUCGGAAACUUGAUUUUCUUUGCAUUUGUGAUUGGUUAUUGCUUCCUUCGCUUUUUCGCGGGGCUCUCUCGAAGGCCCGCCCCGGGAGCCCGAAGGAGACGCUACCGCCGUCAAAUCAACCCACGGACAGGUCAAUUGGAAAUCGUGCAAUUGACGGCCAUUUCGGAACAAGAAAUGAUGACAAUACAGCAUCAUCAACGCCCAGCAGCUUGCGAAUCCAUUCCCGAUCCGGAUCAUCCAACCUUCCAGUUCCUCGACGCCUCCCAAAAAUCUCCUGAAACUGCCACUCGGUUAAGGACCAACGUCAUUAAUGGAAAUUGGCAAUCCAUUCGAGAUUACUUUCGCUCUCUGCGAGAACCUAGCAGUCGCAACAGCCACCAACGCUACUUUUGGAUGACAGUGGUCGAAAAAGAAAUCGCCAAGGCAUGGUCUACCCAGGUGGAUGAAACUGCCAGUAUGAGUCGCCUGCUCGAUGAAUGGCUGGAAAAUGAACCCGACAACGUGGACUGUCGCAUCCUGCGAUUGGAAACGUACAUUGCUUGGGCUUGGAAUGCUCGUACCGGCGCCUUGGCGGCCGCGGUGUCCCAGCAACGGGCUGCCGUCUUUCACAAGAGACUGUUGGAAGCCGCCAAUGAAUUCGUGCAGGCCAAACCCUAUUGCAGCACCGAUCCACUAUUGUACGCCAUGGGAAUGACGAUUGCCAAAGGUCUUGGCCGAAAUAAUAAUGGCAACGUGACCAUGGAAGAUUGCGAAAAGGGCUUGCGAGAGCAGACGGCAGAACCACGCUGCUACACCGCCCAUACACGAGCCCUACAAUACUACUGUCGCAAAUGGCAUGGCAGCCACGAGCGCAUGUUCCAAUAUGCGUACAAUAUCACAACGGGCUUGCCCGAGGGCCAUCCAUUGUGGGUCCUCAUCCCCAUGGCGCAUUACGAACGAAACUUGAUUCAGCCCACCCCGGGGUAUUGGCGCCGCGCCCAAGUGGUGCGAGAAAUCUAUGGCGCCUAUCGGCACGCUUUCCCCAGAGCCAGCGAGACCGCCCAAUCCACCGAGGCAUCGGCGCUGAGCCAAGAGUGGGCCAGUCGCAAUUAUUUUUUGUAUUGUUUGAUCCUGACAGGGCAAUUGGAUGCUGCCCGAAAGCAGGUGCGAGUCAUUGGACGACGUCCCAGCGAGAGACCAUGGCAUUCCCUUGCUGCCUACAAGCGUCGUCUGAUGGAGCUGGGAUUUGAUGUUUCGGAAUCGUUUCCCUCUGCCACGGAUGGAGGGCCUCGUGACAUUCCAGUGGCCACGGCCACAAUUGUCACCAUUCCAGUGGCAUCGGCUGAGGUCAGCCAUGAUGAAGAGGAUACAGAUGACCUGCCUGUGGCCAGUGCUACUAUUGUUUAG